Clupea harengus (Atlantic herring) is the source of this 1844-nucleotide messenger RNA. Its product is annotated as insulin-like growth factor-binding protein 3. The record is from RefSeq and is a predicted model, not a curated record. NCBI's taxonomy places the organism in Eukaryota, Metazoa, Chordata, Actinopteri, Clupeiformes, Clupeidae. Gene Ontology annotation, cellular component: extracellular region. Gene Ontology annotation, molecular function: insulin-like growth factor II binding; fibronectin binding; insulin-like growth factor I binding. Gene Ontology annotation, biological process: regulation of insulin-like growth factor receptor signaling pathway.
CAGUAGUAGCAAAGAACCCAAUUCUCAUAGAACUCACAUCCAUACUUUCUUUCGUCACCAUGGUGAGUAGGCUUUACUCUUUAUUCGUAACUGUGGUGUUGGCGUCUGUCGCGCGCUUUACGGGGGCAGUCGGACCGGUGAUCCGGUGUGAGCCUUGUGAUGCCGGCUCUCGGAUGCUGUGCAAGCCCAUACCCAAAGACUGCGCAGAGAAGGUUCGCGAGCCAGGCUGUGGCUGUUGCCUGACUUGCGCCCUUGCGCACGGGCAGCCGUGCGGAAUAUACACGGGAAGAUGCGGCUUCGGCUUAACUUGCCAGCAUCAGCCUGGGGAAACUAAACCGCUCCAAGCAUUACUGGAAGGACGUGGAAUCUGUGCCAAUGCAACCUCCAAGAAGCUGCUCAGGACCCAAGCCUCAGUCAAAGAAAAUGAAGGCACUGAGAAGGUCCCCGGGGAGGAGCCGAGCAGCAACAGCAACACCAGCGUCCACCAGGGCUCCGCCAGUCCCCCGCCGCCGGCCGGCGUCCCGCGGCUCCCCUCGCAGCACCACCCCCUCUACCACAGCCAUGCCAAGGCAGAGGUCAUCCGCCGCGAGCACGCCAAGAAGAGCCAGAGCUUCAAGAUGGAGGGCCUGCCCAUCAUGCCCAACACGGAUCAGCAGAACUUUUCCCUGGAGACCAAGCCAGAGCCUGAGUUUGGUCCAUGUCGACGGGAGAUGGAGAGCAUACUGAACAGCCUGAAGGUCACAGACAUCCUUAAUCCCAAAGGGUUUCGCAUCCCAAACUGUGACAAAAAAGGCUUCUACAAGAAAAGACAGUGUCGCCCAUCCAAUGGACGAAAACGUGGAUUCUGCUGGUGUGUGGACAAGUAUGGUCAGCCAUUGCCAGGUUACAAGGGGAAAGAGAAAGGCGACGCCCACUGUUACAACUUGGAUAACCAAUAGAGGCAGUUUGUGAGAGGAAGAGAGAGAGAGAGAGAGAGAAAGAGAGAGAGAGAGAGUUUUUUUGGGGGUGGAAUGAGACCUUGAGAGACUGACGAUGCUGGGAUCAGAGUCAGGCACAGCCUCCUGGCUCUGGGAGCUCUCUCACCUCACAGACUUUUGGUCAGGGUCCGGAAGGGCCUGUCUGACACUUGUGGAAAAACUCUCCUCUCUGAUCCCUGCUGAGCUGAGACUCAUGACUGAGACAGUGUGAGCAGAGCCUUGUCACUGAGACACCCGGACUCGUCAAGCCACAUCGCACAGCCGAUGCCCCCUCUCCUCCACACGGACCACUACGCCUACUUCUCAGCCGCAAACAGCAGCAGGGGCUGAGCAGGGAUGCCAUGAAGGGCUUAGAUCAUGCAUAGAUGUAUAUGUAUGUGCAUGUAUAUAUAGGUAUAUAUUGUCACUACCUAUCGUGAACAGGUAUAUGAGCAAGUGCCCAGGGUGGUGGCAGAGAGUGCUCUAUGGGCGUGGAGGGGCAGUGGGCGUUGGCGCAGACUACUCUCUGCAGGACAGAUUGGGAGUCAGGGUGCUGGGUACGCUCGUGUGGGAGUGGCGAAGCUCACCGGACAAAACUCCACUGAAAACUUACGGAUGCUGAAGGCGAUGCCACACGCGGCCGCACCGAAACCACUAAACGGCUUAAGGAGAGACCAUGAAUAAACUAUUUUCUACUUGGUUUGUUUUCCCGUGUUUGCCUCCUGUGAUUGUUAAUAUUUAGUUUUUUAGUCUAAAGAUGGAAGUCUGUGUCUGGGGAGUCACAAGCAUACAUUAAGGACGUCACGAAGCAAUUCAUUUAAAUGCACUAAUCUGUCAGGGAAUCAUUUGUCAUGCUCUUAUCAAAUGGACAUACUCAGCCUGCUCUGC